AUGGCGAGACUUCGAGAGGAGAAGCUGGACGGGAAUGGGGAGGCGACUCCAUUGCCGAUGGAGAAGAUGGAAGAGAUGAGGGCAGAAAUGAGAAUGCAGGGAGAAGUUAGGGUUUAUCCGAUGAGAAUGCGAGUGGAGAAAAAGGGUAUGCCGGAAUUGAGGUCGUGGGGGAAAAGGGGUGAGCAGGGAUAUCGGGAGGUGGAGGAGGGAAGAGAGAAUUGCCGAAAAGUAGCAACCCAAGGACAUAAUUCAUCUGCUGCAGACCUUUCCUUGCUGCAGAUUUCAGUUUUCCUCUCUGCAGAAACCAGGGAUGCGAAGUACAUCGACUUGAAAGAACUGCAGAAAUUGGUCAAAUACAAUGAAUUUGGUUCGAUUCAGCAUUUCGAAGAUUUAGCAGAGGAUGACAAGGUUGAUGUCUAUAUCCAGCGUGACUCGCUGAACCGCACAUUAAAAUAUACCAAAACUGCCAUUGACGAAUUAAACAUGAUUGCUUCCAUAAUUGCCCUUGUUGCGAUCUUUAUUGUUUGGUUGAUUUUUAUGGAGAUUUUAACGACCAAAAUGCUUGUUUUCGUAAUGACUCAACUCGCAUUCUUAGCUUUCAUGUUUGGUAACACUGCCAAAACUGUGUUCGAAGCCAUCAUUUUCGUGUUUGUCAUGCACCCAUUUGAUGUCGGCGAUCGUUGUGUGGUUGACGGAGAACAGAUGGUUGUUGAGGAGAUGAGCAUAUUUACUACAGUUUUUACAAGGUCUGAUGGUGAGAAACUAUAUUAUCCGAAUUCAGUUUUAGCCAUGAAGUCCAUCGGCAACCUUUACAGGAGCCUACCAAUGAGUGAAUGCUUGGAAUUUACUUUUGAUCUUUCUACUCCCAAAGCGACUAUUGAUGAACUAAAAGCUAAAAUACACCUGUACCUGGAGGAAAAUAGCAGGCGCUGGCAACCUGACCAGACUGAUAGUUAUGGAGAUUGA
This is a messenger RNA of Hevea brasiliensis (rubber tree), 966 nucleotides long. RefSeq names its product mechanosensitive ion channel protein 10-like. Gene Ontology annotation, cellular component: plasma membrane. Lineage: Eukaryota; Viridiplantae; Streptophyta; Magnoliopsida; Malpighiales; Euphorbiaceae. Gene Ontology annotation, biological process: transmembrane transport; detection of mechanical stimulus; monoatomic anion transport. The record is from RefSeq and is a predicted model, not a curated record. Bases 1 to 966 code for a protein of 321 amino acids. The transcript has 6 exons. Gene Ontology annotation, molecular function: mechanosensitive monoatomic ion channel activity.